Messenger RNA from Xyrauchen texanus (razorback sucker), 6265 nucleotides. RefSeq names its product guanine nucleotide-binding protein subunit alpha-11-like. Gene Ontology annotation, biological process: phospholipase C-activating dopamine receptor signaling pathway; adenylate cyclase-modulating G protein-coupled receptor signaling pathway; action potential. The transcript has 7 exons. Gene Ontology annotation, cellular component: heterotrimeric G-protein complex. Bases 925 to 2004 code for a protein of 359 amino acids. The record is from RefSeq and is a predicted model, not a curated record. Gene Ontology annotation, molecular function: GTPase activity; guanyl nucleotide binding; G protein-coupled receptor binding. Lineage: Eukaryota; Metazoa; Chordata; Actinopteri; Cypriniformes; Catostomidae.
ACUGACGGGGGUGACGUGCGAUCAUCUGGAAAUUUUUUCACUCCGUCGAUCUUUGUAGGCGCACACAAUUGCGUACAUUUUUUCGUCUGGGUCGAACCUAAAAAUAUUAAGCUUUAAAUAUCCACAACCCGUAGUCGAAUGCAAAGAAAUGAGCAUAAAAAUCAGCGCAUGGAGUGUAAAUAAAGAUUCGGCUAGCUAGCGGGUUAGCCUAUCCAAUUAAGCUAGUUAGUGCGCUCAGCUAAUUAACUCUUCGUGUUUUGCUUCCUCAAAUGCAAAUGUUUGCACGAUAGUCGGUGUUUUUAAAAGCUCAGAUGGCUGUGUUCUGCCACCUGUCGCCGUGUGUUAGCUAAGGAUCCGGGUAGCUAAUGGACAGCGUUGCGGUAAAUCAGGGCACUGGGGCGGUUAGCUUAGCGAGACAGCUGAGGACAGCACGGAUGUCGUGGCAGGCUUGUUUGUCCCUCCGGGACUCUAGUUGGUAGUCAUCUUAGAUUAUAAAAACAGGGAUUGGGUAGGUAUAUUAGUAGGGUUAGAUCUUUAGUUUUGAGUGGGGCAUUGUUUCACAACCGGCCUCCGAUCCCAUCCAGUCUUCGGCCUGCUUUGACAGACAGAUCUAUUUGGGUUUCUGUUGGGUACUUUUCUGCCUCAUCGAUUUGAGUGUACCACAAGGCAUCCUAGUUUCCCCUCCUCCAGCACUUUCGAUUUAGUGCAGAAAGAGCCAAGGCCCUUGCUUCACAUCUAGGCCCAAUCAUCGGCUUUUCAUGCGUUAAAAAGACCUUGAUUGCAUGCCGCAUUUUUAAAUAACAUUACCCCCUAAUCACCAGUGCACCCAUCCCGGUCCUGUUCCUCUUUCGACACGCUUGCAAAAGGGAAGCGGAGAGUGGAGCUGUGUCAAGAUCAGGGUUGGGAUCUCUAAACGCUGCGGUGAUGACUCUGGAGUCCAUGAUGGCCUGUUGCAUGAGUGAAGAGGCGAAGGAGUCCAAAAGAAUCAACGCGGAGAUCGACAAACAGCUCCGGAGAGACAAACGAGAUGCGAGACGAGAGCUUAAACUCCUAUUAUUGGGCACAGGCGAGAGCGGCAAGAGCACGUUCAUCAAACAGAUGCGCAUCAUUCACGGAACUGGCUACACCGACGAGGACAAACGUGGCUUCACCAAACUUGUCUACCAGAACAUCUUUACCUCCAUGCAGGCCAUGAUCCGUGCCACUGAGCACCUCAAGAUCCCAUUCAAAUACGAAGAAAACAAGCCCAAUGCUCUGCUGGUGAGAGAGGUUGAUGUGGAGAAGGUUUGCUCAUUUGACCAGCCCUACAUCAAUGCAAUAAAGAUGCUUUGGGCGGAUCCAGGCAUCCAGGAAGCCUACGACCGCAGGCGAGAGUACCAGCUCUCCGACUCCACUAAAUAUUAUCUAAGUGAUUUGGAUCGUAUCGCAGAACCAUCAUAUCUGCCGACUCAGCAAGACGUUCUUAGGGUUCGCAUCCCAACCACAGGGAUUAUUGAAUAUCCCUUCGACUUGCAAAGCAUCAUUUUCAGGAUGGUGGAUGUUGGAGGGCAAAGAUCAGAGCGCAGGAAGUGGAUCCACUGCUUUGAGAAUGUCACAUCCAUUAUGUUCCUAGUUGCCCUGAGCGAAUACGACCAGGUCCUUGUUGAGUCUGACAAUGAGAAUCGAAUGGAGGAGAGCAAAGCGCUGUUUCGCACAAUCAUCACCUACCCCUGGUUCCAGAAUUCUUCAGUCAUACUAUUCCUCAACAAGAAGGACCUGCUGGAGGAGAAGAUCAUGUACUCUCACCUGGUGGACUAUUUCCCUGAAUUCGACGGUCCACAGAGGGAUGCCCAGGCAGGUCGCGAGUUCAUCCUGAAGAUGUUUGUAGACCUAAACCCUGACAGCGACAAGAUCAUCUACUCUCACUUCACUUGUGCUACAGACACCGAAAACAUCCGCUUUGUCUUUGCAGCGGUCAAGGAUACCAUCCUGCAGCACAACCUCAAAGAGUACAACCUGGUGUGAGAGUCAGAAAGAGAGAGAGACACCUGCAGCCCACACAUGGCCAAAAGCACUACACACCUAUGUAUUACACACAUGCACAAGAAUUGACAGCUUCACCCCAUUAGGCACUGGAUCUUUAUGUUCUUAGCCCUUUUUAUUUGCUUGUUUUUCUCUCUGGAUGAGUGUUGACACUUGGCGUACCACUCCAGUUAAAAGCUUUAUCAUCUUCUCUUCCUCAUUGGUCCUCAGUUAAACAUGAAGUCUGGGCCACUUAAGUGGUGCGUAAUGAGAGCGAGCAUUAAUCUGCUCUGUAGAUGGGCUGCAGGUGAGCUCUACCUGAGUGGAACUGAGGUACGAACUUUACGAAAACACUUUGGGUGGAGAUGCACGCAUCCAUAAUGAAGAGUGGCAAGAUUCUUGAAGGACAGACACCACAGGUCAUCCUGUGUGCUACAUUGAGUCUAAACUUCACCCUGUAUCACUGAAUUCAACCAGGUGUUAGUUUUGCCAACAGAUGCUAUGACACUAUUGGAGGUGGAGGCGAUUAGAUUUGAUGUAAUACUAUCUUAGGGGUGAUGUAUGGAGAUUCAAGUUUUUCCAUCACUACUGGAGUACUUUGAAAAGAGACUGUGCACCACAUGACUCUUUUCUGUAAUAUAAAUAAUGAGUAAUGUAAACCACACAAGUUUUCUAAAUGUAAUUUGAUUGUUUUUACAACUCUUAACCAAGCUUCUACUACCCGAAAUUGUUUGCGACAUUUGCCAUACUACCCAGAUCCUUGUAUUCACGAAACUGUUCUUUAUAGAGGCAAACAGUUUCCUUCAGUCUGAUAUUUGCCAGUAUUGAGGUAUAUAGUCAGUACAGUUAAAGGGAUAGAGCUAUUAUUCAAAGAUAUUUACGGAAGUUUGCGAAAAAUUGUGAUUUUGUUUACAUGCUUCGUCACAAAUAGUUUAAUGUUUGGUCUUUGACCAAAGAAAUCAAAAUAAAGGAUUUCCCAGCCUAUUCAUUCAAGUUUCUACACAGUAUAACAUGAAUAUUUGCGUGGAUUUUGUUUUCUGGAAUUUUCAUAGAUGUGGCCAGAAAAAUCCAGCGACUCAAAUGUUCGAAAAUCUGUUUGUUCCACGUAGGAUGUCACCUCUUUGGGCAACGCAGUACAACAAAAAAAGUGCUAAAUUGAGUGAAAUCAAUUUGAUUAUUUUGUUUUAAGUAAUUUAUGGACCAGAUAUAAUGUGGAUAAUUUGACUCACUUUUCCGUGUGACCGCACUACAAUGAAAGCGGGGAUUGAGUCUCUACUGCUGUAAAAAAAAACAUCCAUUGGCAAGUGAUCUACUUUUCUUUUGGUAUUUCGUAAUUGAUUGUCACAGCUCUGGUCUUUUUUGAAUAUUUGAAAUGCUUGAAAAUGGGAAGUUGAAUUUCCAUUUCAUGAACGUCGCUUUAUGCAAAUAGGAAAUUGAGAAUUUAUCAGUGGUUGAGUUCUUUAACUGGUCUCUGCUUGCUUUUUUGUAAUUUGAGAGUUUGCUCUCGGUUUCGUAGUACCAUAUCUUCAUUCUCACUUGAUGGAUUUCUUGGAUUCCAUAGCUAGUAUGUUUCAUAGCUGGCUUUUUUUGUCUUAAUGUAAUUCAGGUGAGUUUUCAUACUUUCAUUACAAGGGCUAAUUAUGGGCAGAGCUGACCGAAUGAAAGGACUCUAUGAAGACUAUAGAGCAAUAGGUAUGCCGAAGUGGGUAUCUGAAUCAGGGACAGUGUGGUGACGCCAGGGGAGUCAUGUGCCAUUGCCGUAGGUUCAUUUUGCAAAGCAUCCAGGGAACACCUUGAAAUUAAAGCUAUUUCUGGCUAUGUGAGCCCUCGCGAUCUUUGAUAUGGAUGGAGUCCUCUUAAGAAAACGUGUUUAUUCGUUAUAAUUUCAUAGAGUAAGUUAAUGCAUUUUGAUGGACUGCUUUCUCCAAAGUAUUAUCAGGUUAAUUCUGUAAAUUUAAGGGUUUAAGAUGAGGAUUAACUGCAUUUGUUGGUGGCGGUAAACGAUGUAUAUUUUAACAAAAGUGGUGCAGCACAUUUUUGCCAUGUAUGGUUUUGGGGCCACUAUGGUUGAAUGCAUUUCUGUUGAGGCCCAUUUACCAGUCAGUUUACGGCACACCCUACAUUUUACUGUUUUCCGCCAACUUGCGAUAGAGGAACAGCUCCUAUUUUGUCGUAUUGGCUUUGUAAUAUAUCGCAAGAUAAUAGUAGCUUAAUAAAAUGCAAAUCUACGUUGAACCUGAGAAGAUACAAAAUAUUUGAACCACAAUAGACACUUAUUGGCGAGUAAAAUUUCUCAAGCUUGUUUUACCCAUAAUUGAAUGUAUUUCACGAGGUUUCUCUAUUUGCGACAACUUAUUGGUUUUCAAAGUGUCGGUUCGGGGCACAACUUGCUUUCGAAGGUGCAGUUCGUACAUGUUUUCCCACAAACAUAGCUGUAUAUAUUUGCCAAUCGUUGCAUUUCUAAUUAAUAAUUACUUAAGAUUUCUUAACAUACACGGUAUAUAUUUGAACCAUUUUAGUGCAUUUUGCGUUUGUUUGCCAAAUUGUCAGAACAUCAAAUUCUUAACAACCCUCCCGUGCCAGGCCAGUUAAGCUGCCUUUUAUUUAUUUUUUCGUUUGUGUUUUGUUUCUCAAACAUCCAAAAUUUGCAUACAGUAAUGUUUUUGGGUAAAUUUUUGUACGCCAUAUUAAACUGUAUAUUUAUUUGGAUGGGAUGGUACUGUCAUUUGCAAAUUUGCCAAUUUCGAACUCUAAUGUAAUUAAAAGUAGAGGUCCUGCAAAUUAUGACAGCGUUUUUGGACGUGUGGAUGUUUGAAGCUUGUACAUACAGGCAUUAUUUUAAAGGGCUAGGCCAAUCUACACCUGAGAAACACCAAACUUUUCAUUCUUUAUCCAACAGAAAACACUACAGCCGGUCAUUUGGUACACAUUAAUUACUGAAGUACAACAAAACAUCAGAAUAUGUUGUGCAGAUGGUAAAAAAUAGCUUUGAUUACUGAAGUGCUGUCCAUCUAUGUGCUGUUCAGCUGGUGUUUUAAGUUUAAGUUGUUUUUUUGGUCAUCAACAGUUUAUGGUGAAGGUUGAUGUAUUUUUCCUCCCUGGGUCAAUGCACUGAACCUACUCUGCAGUAAGUAGUAAUGGAAUGGACUCCACUCAUGAUGUACCUGUUCCUCCAAACUUGUUCCAGGUACUUUGAGAGAUGCAAACACUAAUGAAUAGAAAUUCAACUUUUGCUUGAGGUUCACGUUGUGAUGGAUGCGUACAAUAUGAAGCUAUCUUUUACCUUUUUUUUUUUUUCCUGAUGUCGAUGCAUUACCUGAACACUUGUAUGUAGGACACUUUAAUAUAAUACAUUUGUUUUUGAUAAAACAGGUUAAAAAUAAACUUGUGUAGUGGUGUAUAAAAUCAAAGUAUUGUAUUACUUUGUAAUGUAUUUCUUGUUCGGUUGGUUGCUCUUUUUUUUUUUUUUUUUUUUUUUUUUUUAAAGCAUACCAAAUGUAAAUGAUGUACUAUAUUGAGUGUGCCAAUCCCUUUGAUUUGUAGAACCAGACUCUUUACAAGUGCCAAUGUUGUGGAAAUCAUUUAAAAAGGACUUGUGUAUUUUAUGGUCCUGUUUUUAAAACAUAAACAUUAAGUAUGUGAUUAUGGUAAAUAAUGCAACAGGAAAAGGACAAUUUUAUUCUGUAUUUAAGAUUAAAGAUGACAAACUGCUGUUUUUAAAAGAAAUUACAUUUAAAUUGCAUGUGUUUGUUUUUGGUGGAGAGGGUUGGGUAAAGGAGAAACCAUAUUAACGUGAAACCCUGCUGACAAGGGGCUUAAUUAUUGUUCAUUUACAGUAUUUUAGACAUAUUUCUCUUUUGUAUGUUUCAUUUCAACCACUGUUGCCUGAACCUCAUUCAUACAUGAAAAUGACUUUCAUAGCCUUCUCCUUUAAAGAAAAAAAAUAUCCAUUUUAAAUUGGAAUAAAAUUUGUUCCUAUACUUGUAGGUUUGUGCUGGGCUUCAUUUACAUCAUUGCUUUUAUGAAAGCUGAGCAAGACGUUGUCUAAUAGUUUGUCUUGAAGAGUCAAAGUUUCUUGAUGAAGGUGGACCGUGAUAACACAAUGUCUGCAAAACAGGGUUGUAACAUCUGAAAUUGUCUGGACUUCUCAAAGUCUGCAUUUUGACUAAUUUUGAAAACAUCAAAUGCUAGGCCUAUAUCUUAACUGGUUUAUUCUAUUUCACAGCACUGUUUACAUGGUAAUUCCCCUUAUAUACCAUUGUAA